UGUGAUGCCUUUUAUGUGCAGGCGAAUCUGGAUAUUAGAAUUAAACCUCGUGACAUUCAGAUUCUCUCACUCAGCCUCUUCCUCUUUGUAUGGAUUUCUUCCAAGAACACAUUUUUAUUUGCUUUCAAGGAAAAUGGUUUCGCUAAGUCCAGGCACACUUCAAAAACUCUUGCAAAAUGUUGGUGAUAAGGAAUUCAGGGUCGCUGGUGAACACCGUUCCGCUCUUCUCCAGGUGAUUGGGAUUGUACCCUCUUUAGAAGAUGAUCCAUGGAAGAGCAGGGGUUACUAUUUGAGGGUUUCAGAUUCACUGCAUUCGGCCUAUGUGUCGGUAUCCGAUGAAGAUGUGGAGUUGAUACUGAGUGACAUGGUCCAGCUGGGGCAGUUCAUCUACGCCACUUGGCUCGACUACGGCUCCCCUGUCCCGGUGCUACGUGGCAUCAAGCCGAUCACCAAGAGGCGGCCUUGUGUUGGAGAUCCUAAGGACUUGAUCUCUAGUGAUUUCUUGAAUGCUAAGAAAGUGGAAACCAAGGCUAAAUCGAAGGGGAAAGUCAAGAAAGUGAUAGGGAACGAAGAGGGAGGUCUCAGGAGGCUAUCAUUUUCGAGUGGCAAGGCUGGGGGAGCUGUGGAGAGUAGAAGACUGAGCUUGGAUUCAGCACGAAGAGGAUGGGAUUCUGGUUUACAGAGUAAAAGUGGGAGCAAAGGUUUAUCAAAGUCUAAACAAAAGGACAGUUCUUCACCUUCACAUUCUGUUGUCGUAAAGAAGGCCCUCCCUAAGGAGUCACCAAAGAAGUCGGAUGUUUCACCUCUUAAAAGCAAGAACAUCAUUGUCUCACCUAAUCUUCUGAUCAAGCCAGUGAAGAGUAUGAAGUUAUCAAAUGAUACUAGCUUCCCCGUUGAUUUCAAUAAGGUUGUUCUCGGUUCCCAAAAAAGAUCUGAACUAAGAAUCUUGUGGGACGCUCUUCCUCCUACCAUAUGUGACCUUGGAAAGGAAGUUAGAAGCCACAGGAAUUCUGCAUGCACCUCUGCAGUUCGUGCAUUAGAAGAAGCAUCUUUAUCUGAGUGUGUCAUUCGGUGCAUGAGCAUGUUUGCAGAGCUAUGUGAGUUAUCGGAGAAAGAUACAUCUGGUCCAUUAGUGGAACAAUUUCUGAGCAUCCAUGAGAGCAUCAGAAAGGCCGCUGAGGUGAUUAGAACCCUUAUAAAUGUGAGGUCUUCUGAUGCAAAUGAUAGUACGGAUUCUGAAGCCGGGACUUGCUCCAUUCCUGUGAGUAAAAAUGCCUCUUUAUGGGUUCAAGCUGCAGUUGAGACCGAUCUUUCCAAAUUCUCUUUAUACAAAAAGGGAGGCGAAAACGGGAUUACAAAUGGUGAGAAAUGCCAUUAUGUUGUGAUAGAAAACAAUCCAGAGAAAUCUGACACGGAGAACUGUUCUACCAAACCCAAGAUAAGCCCCCGGAGCUCAAGCAAACCAGUAUCAAGACUGAAAAACGAGACUUCUCAUUCAAAAAGACACAGCACCACCACCAAAGGAAGGGAGGCUGAACGCGAAGCUAGGCCACCAGGAUUAAAACAUGUGGCUAAAUUAGCAGAAAAUCUGCUCUCGUUUUCACGUUCCUGGUUCUUGGAUUACUUGGAAGUUUCCCUAAGGCGUGGUUUUGGCUUGAGAAGGGACGAGAGUUCUCAGAUGGGAAUCCUUCUUGGGCAACUGAAACGAGUGAACCAGUGGCUGGAUGGUGCAUUUAGAGGAGAGAAAGACGAUGAGAGGAUAGAGAAGCUGAGGAAAGAGCUAUAUCGGUUUCUUCUUGACAACGUUGAUUCUGCAGUCUCUAACAAGUAGUGCAGUGCUUAACAUACGGUUGACAUAGUCGAGUUAUAGCUGCAUCCGUUGGUGAACUGGAUUGCGUUUAGUUUAGAUCUGCUGUGUGUCCAGGUUUUACUUUCUGGACUCCAAAUUAUUCACAUUCAAAUCAGCUAAUUGGUACUAAUAUUAGCUUUAGCUUGGAGUAGAUGAAAUAAUUGUAUAGAUGAUUGUUCUUGCUCCAACAAGACUAAAGAUGCUAGAUUUUAAUGUUCUUAUGAAGUUUUAUGCCUCUCUCACUCUCCCUCAUUGUCAUUGAA
This is a messenger RNA of Salvia hispanica, 2112 nucleotides long. RefSeq names its product protein CORTICAL MICROTUBULE DISORDERING 7-like. The record is from RefSeq and is a predicted model, not a curated record. Lineage: Eukaryota; Viridiplantae; Streptophyta; Magnoliopsida; Lamiales; Lamiaceae.